AUUAUUUCAAAUAAAGAUACGUAUAUAAAAAUGCGCGACGAAAUUUCUGAAGAUUUCGGUUGAGAAAGAACUGUAACUCGUGGUGUACUCUUCUAGUUAUUCAUUUUUGGUUUUGACCCUUUUUUCAAUGUUUAUUAAUGUACAGUAUAUGGGAAAAUGUGAUACAUAACAUCUAGUUUUCUCCGCGACAACAAGAAAUAUGAACUUAUUUAGUAACGGCGCUUCUUGUCCUUGAAUUUCAUUAGUAAUACCAUUGACCGGGUGGCCGUUGUAAGACCACUUUUAAUAACAGCCACUGUUCCUUUAAUUCAUCUUUGUUCCUCGCCUCGCGUGAAAUUAAACAAAUAUUCAUUAAAUAUAAUAUAGCUAGGAAAUAUGAGUAAAGUUUGCAGUCAUGAUAACUUCGUAAGCGCUACAAAAUAUGCACAUAGCAUAUCACUAGGCACAAAAUUGUAACCUUAAUAAACCCGAGUUGAUAAGCGAGGGUAAUAUAUAUAUUGACACAAUAAAGCAUACAAACUUUUAUAUAAACCAGUAUAUAGCAUGUAUAGCAUGCUUAAUGUCCCGCAUUAUUGCUAGCUUUAAUUUAAAAGGAAUUAUUAAAGUCCAUUUGUAUAUAGACAGCAUAUCAACCACACGUGAAUCUGGAUUACAGAUUACAAACAUAUGAACUUGUCGGUACGAUAACUUGAUAAACAGGUAUAAAAAUAGAAAUGGAAAAUACUAAAAAUGAUACUUUAUUUAGUAUCGGAAAAACCAGCUAAAUUUGCUUUCUUUUGGAGGAAAACAUCUUUCUGUUUUAAAGAACAUUUGUGGAGAUAAUGUGAUCUAUUAAACGCUGUAGGGUAUGGCAUUUGAAAACAUAUAGGCUUAUGAGUUGUUUAUACAUGUAUAUAGUGUAUCAAUUAAACACACGUAUAUAAUCGGAAUAAUUGACAUUGCCCAGUCAAUCUACAUAACUGAUAGUGAAAAACGAAAGUUGUUCUUUUUCAUUAAACGUGAAAGAAAAACGAAAGCUGUUCUUUUUCACUAAACAAAAGAAGGAAAUUGUAUUAUUUGCAAUUGAACUAAAAUGUAUUCCUACAGAUAUGAAAUUACAUCGUGUAAGAACGUUAAUUGAUUAAUGGAAACCCAUCAGAGACAAAAUGCCGACUGCCGAAAAGAUACAAGACGGUUAUUAUCGAAAUUGGGUAAGGGGCGUCUUGGGAUUAUUCUUUCUUCAAGAAGGAUUGCGAGACUUUGUUGACAGAAUUGUUAAAAAGCAUCAUUCAAAUGCGUUGCAAAGUGUUCGCCAACUAGUUGAUAACCCAGCCGCUCAAUGUUCAGGGUGUUGUGUAAGCAAUAUUUUACCUGCACAUGCAACAAGCGGAACGUGUAUACAGAAAAAUGGCAGACAUUGCAACUGUAGGCGUAGAGCUAACAGACACUGCUCAUUUUGUAGUUACAUGUAUGAUGAAAUAAUUCAGCAACAUCGUUUUGCCUCUCCUAAUUGGGAAACAGAGGCAAGCUUGUGGUCCACAGAUCAUUGGCAAUUUGCAAAAUGUUUCCUUAACACAACAAGCAAAAAUGGAGAAAAUUCUGCACUUCUGACCGAUGCCGCAGGGCUACUUAGUAUCAUCAUCAACACUAAAUUUGUUCAAAAUGAAAUAGCCUGCGUUAUUAAUGCACCUUAUGACGACUUUUGUGAGGCACGUCUUUCAAGAAAUGAGAUUCUUCACAGCUCAAAUCUACGACUGACUGAUAUAGAGGUGGCAAAUCACCUGCAAAAAAUGAUCACAGUUCUUGAAGAUGCAAAAACAUUGGCGCAUGAUCCCGCUGCGAAAGCUGCAGUCGAGAAAAUAAAGAACAUCCAGAACGACAAGCUGAUUAUUACCACUGAGAGUGAAACUAAAGCUAUAGAAGUGGCAUUGUCAGCGAUAGAAUUAAAGAAAACAGAAUGCAUGCAAGAGCUUAAACAAAAAGAAGAAGAAUCACUGGUAGCCAUUCAGUCCGAAAAAGAUAUUGCGGUUGCCGAUAUAAAUAACACAUUGCAACCAGAAAUUGACCAAAUCCAUCAAGACAUGGCAAAGUUGAAUACCGGCAUUCAUAACAUUAAAGAUCGGGUGACUAAGACAGAAAACGCCAUUGACACAUUAAGAAACUAUGCUGCUGAUUUGAAAUUAGACAUAACAAAGCUAAGAACAUGUGUUACUGAGCUAGACAACAGAAAAACAAAACAAGAAAAACGACUUGCAUAUCUUCAGAAAAAACAAGAUUUGAAAAGGUAUCUUAUUGAACAGUAUGAAGAUUAUUUGACAUCGGACAUUUCUCCGUUUAUACCCGAAGAAGAUGUUCAUCUGAGUAAAGUGUUCGUUCCUGUUAAAAUGAAGCGAGCAAAUGAUGCAAAAUUCCAUGGAAAGACAACAUAUACAGCUAUUGAUUCAUUUGACAGUGUUAUCUAUAAAGACGAUAAGCUUAUGCAUAAUGUGUUCGUUUUAGGGGAUGCAGGUACUGGUAAGACAACUUUUUGUAAGGCCUUGAUUUGUAAAUGGUGUGAGGCAAACUCUGAGGGCAAUUAUGACCAACGCUUAGUUCUUCCUUCCAUUAUCAAGGGUGAAGGGUCAAAAGCGUCUCAUGAAUCUGAAACAAUGAGGGGGUUCGAGUUUUUGUUUUAUGUCUCUCUUAGGCACACAUGUGACGAACGAUAUAUUGAGGAUAUGAUUUACAAUCAGCUUCUUAAAACUGAUCAAAAAGAUUUUCUCUCUGAAAUCUUUGUAACCGAAUCAAAUAAAUGUAUUGUAAUACUUGACGGCCUAGAUGAAUGGAACCCGCGCAAAAGUAGUGUUCGACCUACACUACGAAAUGAUUUUCCAAAGGCAAGGUUCAAUUACGUGAAAAUUACUACCAGUAGGCCAUACAAGCAAGAUUCUCAAGCAGAUUUGCGAAUUCUCCUUGAAGGCAUUGGUAAAAAAUCUGUAGAUCAAUUAACGAAGUCUACUGUGUCUGAACUGAAUAAAAAAUUUCAGUCACGCAUGUUCUUUUGGAAAUUUCAAGAUGAGGUUAACAAAAUGAAUUUGAAUGGGUUGUGUAAAACUCCAAUUCUCUUAAAACUUCUUGUCUGUAUCUGGUUUGAUGAACAGUCAUUAGGUAAUUCAUACUGUGGUAUUUAUAGCUCUGUUAUCAAUGUCAUGAUCAAGCAUGCAAAUGAACGUUCAAUGCACGAUGAAAAGUUUCAGAGAAUCAAGUCAAGUUUAGUUUCGCAUGCAAAGCAUUUGCCCCUAUGUUUUGACGGCAAGGAAGCCUGUCUUGAAAUGUCGUCUCUUAUUGCUUCGUUAAGCAAACUUGCUUUUAAUGCACUUUUUACAGAAAAUCGUGCAUCGUCCCUUGUUUUCAAACAAGAUGAAAUAAUCAAGGAAGGAUUACAACAUGAAGAUAUAGAGUUUAGCAAGCAAAUUGGGUUACUUUCGGUGUCACAAGUACCUGGCCGUUCGGUCAUACAUCGAUUCCAGUGUUUUACUUUUCCGCAUAAAAGUAUACAAGAAUAUCUGUCAGCGGUUCAUCUAUCUGAUAUCAUAUCAGAAACUGAUCCUCUAAACGAACAGAUUAAGAAAGGUUUUGGUUCCAGAAUCAUGCUGAUUCAUAAUGCCAUUGUUUUGAAGUUUCUAUGUGGAAUAAAUCUUGAAAAAGCAGUAAAGGUUUCAAGGUAUAUAGCAGAAUCGAUGGGUGGUGAUCAGAAUAUUAGCUACUACCGCAAACACAUGCAAGACCAGCCUCAAUUUAAUGAGCACUACGUUGCACAAUGUGAUCCUUCCGUCACUGAAUAUCAAGAUGUUCUUUAUGAUUGCAUUAGAGAAGGAAAGGCUUGUGGUAAAAACAAGUUAAACUUUCACGUGUCCGAUCUUGAUAUUAACAUUAAUACAAAGAUUAGAACUGUCUUGGAUGAUCUGGACAUGUCAUCUUUAGUCACGCUUCGUAUUCAUGAUGACCUAUCAGCUAUAGAAAACAAUUUUCUAAAUAAGUUUCUGCGGCAACAAUGCGCGAAUCUACGCUGCGUUGUUUUGAAGAACAUUUCUUUGACAUUAAGUCAAUUUGAAAAGGUCAUGCUGAAAACUGUGACCUUGAAACUCGAUCAUGUCAACUUUUAUGACGUUAAAGGUCAUGAUGACAGCUUAGAAGACUAUCAGUUUGACAAAGUACAUACCAAAGUCAGAGAACUGGUAAUAUCAAACGUUCAACUGAGUUGCGUCUGGCUAACUAAACUCCUAUCAGUAGUGUUCAAAGCAUCAGAUCUUAGAAUGUUGGACCUUCACUGUAUACGGUGUAUAUCGCCAUGUGUAAGGCAAUGGCAGACGACAAAAGAUCGUGUAGCGGUUCAGGAAAUGCCGAUGUUAACUCAGUUAAAGCUAGAAGACAAUGAGUUUCCGAGAGAUAUACUUGAUUUUUUUGCUGUGCUAUUGAUGUAUUCAAAGCAACUCAAAAACAUCCAAUUACAAAAUAUCAAAAGUAAUUUGGUUUGUUCCUGCAUGUCGUUGCAUUUGUACAAGGCGGUAAAUUUCGAAACUUUAGUUUGUACAGCAUCAAAACAAAUAUGUUUCAGAAAUUUGGAAAUUGGCAGAGGGCCUCUCAGGGACAUGUGUUCAAUCCUUUCAUUUUCAGAGGUAGUGGAGCUUCAUUCAUUGGCAAUGUCUACAUCCCAAAUGGAAGAGAUAUUGUCACACAUUGCAGUCUCGUCAAGUCUGAAAAAGUUGUCCAUUUGUAAAGUAGACGGUCUGUUGUCCGACUUAAAAGACGAUGACGUACUGGAUUUUGAACUCGUAAUGCCAGUAUCUCCACUGCCCGAGGUAAAGGUAUUUGAGUUAAUUGACGUCAAACUGACGCAUAUCCAUAUGGAGAUGAUACUUUCAAUUUUGACACGCGCUGUAAAGUUUACAGAGGUACACAUGAAAGAUGUGAAAUGUCAAUGCCAAGACGAGUAUGAAGACACGUGUGUCUUAAAUAAAAUCAAACAAGUACUUCAUAAAAAAGUAUCCGGAGUGAACACAUUGUCAAACGAGUUGCAUAUACGGAGCUAAGAUAAAAACGCUCUUUAUUGGUUGAAAUGUUCUAGACAUCAGUGUAUUGUAUUUAACCCUACACACAUGAGAACUAUGUGUCACGUUCAAAAUGACGGCAGCUCCAUUUUUUUUAAAGAUUAAACUGGUUUUUUGACCUUUUGUUUGAAAAAUAAAACCCUUAAUUUACUUAUACUGAUCAGUAAAGGUCAAAGACAUUAGACAAAGACUUUGUUUUUGUGGCUUAUGUCCACAUUAUUUGAAUAUAGUUCUGGAGGAAUAAACGAAAACGAUCUAUUGAAUGAACCAAUCAUUGCGUUGUCUGUUCGUCACAUAUGUGCCUUUUGUUGCAAAUAUCUGUCACAUAUAUUGGCUUGACAUAUCUUUGAAGAAUACAUUGCUUCUCUCAAGACCUGCGAUAAAUCCCAUUUGAUGUUUAUUUUGGUCAUUAUUAUAUAUAUCAGAAUACAUUAAAUGCUUUACAUUGCUUUUACUAAGUAAACGUACUACUUUUGCAUUUCAUUUUUGGUGUUUUAAAUGGCAUCAACGAACAAAGCCUAAAUGCAAUUUAUUCAAUUGUGUUCACUUUUUAGAAUUGGAUUUAUUUUUGUGUUUGUUGUUAUUUUGUUGUUGUUCUUUCCUUGUUUAUUAUUUUUCUUUAUGUCGUUUCUGUUUUUACUCUUCAGAUAUCUCUUUCGAUUAGAAUUUCACAUAUUUCGUCAUUAAGGGCUUUAAAAUGAGUUAAACUGCUGAUUCACGUAAGAUUUCUUUAUGUUUACUGGACUGUAAGUAAUCAUCUCUCAAACGAUUUAUCUUGAUACAAAAUCUUAAGAUAAUUAUCUAUUAUGAUGUAAAUAACGUCAAUAACGUGUUUAUAUUAAACGCUUUAAACACUGUAUUUAAUCAUUUAAAUGUUGAGAGUUUGUGUUUUUAGUGUAAAUGUUUUGUUCUUUGUUUUUGGUGUUUUUUUUCUUCAGUAAUUAUCAAAAGCGUUAUAUAAUGUAUAUUUGUUCAAGCAAAAAAGCUCAACUCUUACUCAGGGUCACAAAAUUUAUCAGAUGAUAUUUAUUUACGAAUGCAUAAUAUAAGACUUAAAGAAAAUAACCUCAACAUCUAUAUAUUCGCAGCAUAUUUAAAUCAUAAAGUUCGGUAUGUGUUUAAAUUGGACUCAAGGAAUGCUUGAAUACAUAACAUUUCAUCAACGUUGAACUUGUUUAAAUUAUUUGUUUGUUAGGGUUUUAUGUUGUUUUAUUCUUUUUGCAAAUUAUACCUUUUAGGCACAAUGUGUUUCUAAAAUAUUCUUUGUGUAUAGUUGUUUUGUAUAUCAUAUUCACAAUAUUAAUGUACGACAUAUUUUGUAUUGAUUAAAACAUAAAAGUCCCGUAUAAUGUAACUGUUUUGUUGUUAGAUUUCGGAAGUACAAACUGCAUACCCUAUAAUAUAUCAAUCGUGUAGGUCAUAUAUACAAAUGAAAUUUAACUGAAAACAUUAUUCUAAAUUCUGUAAUUAACGAUGCAGUCACGUGUUAUAUUUCUGAAAAACAGUUUUACUUUGCAAGGUCUACGGAUAUGGUUUUUGUUAUGGUUUAAUUUUUAUUAUUAUUGUUAUUUUUUGCGUGCUUACUUUUCGAUUUCCGUACCAGAUUAUUGUUGUCAUUUACAAAAAAACGUUGGCUUUAUUAUUUCAUAUUAAACUGAUAUCGGAACACGUCGAUCAUUAUGCAUAUAAUAAUUUUGGAGUUAAUUACGUAUUGGAAGUAGUUCUACCGCGUGACUUCAGAUGUAAACAACAACAGAAGAUGUUAUCUUUAUAUAAUGAUUAACAGAUGUAUUUAUUUCACAUCGGAUGGAAAAUAAAGACAAUUUCAGUAAAAUUUGGAUUGAAAAAUAUUUUUGACAAUCAGUAUCAAUUAAAGAAUGACCAUUGUCAACCGAUUAUAAUCAAAUCCGAUAAAUCACCAAAAGGGUUACAGUUUGUAUUCCGGUUUCUUAAAACUUAAAAGUUAGUAUGUAAAUAAUUUACUUUCUUACAUGUAUAUAUUUUAAGUAGACUUGUACACGAUAUAAUGAACUAACGCAACAAGUCCCGUUAUUUACAUGGUUGACAAUAUGUUGACAUAUUUAGAUUUUUUGGUUAGAAUUCGUUCUGUUUUCAUGCUUAUCCUAAGUUUGUGCGACUGAUUCUAUUUUUAUGUCGGAGGUUAUAUUUUGUCAUUUGUUUACAUUAUGUUGUGCUACGUAUUGAAUUUUACAUUUUUGUAAAGAUUAUGUCGCAUAAAGUUAUUUUUUAACUUUCUGAUUAUUUUUAUUGAAACUGAUAAUUUUUAGCAAUACAACGAUAUUAUGUA
Ruditapes philippinarum (Manila clam) is the source of this 7377-nucleotide messenger RNA. RefSeq lists its product as uncharacterized. The transcript has 5 exons. Lineage: Eukaryota; Metazoa; Mollusca; Bivalvia; Venerida; Veneridae. The record is from RefSeq and is a predicted model, not a curated record. Bases 1146 to 5051 code for a protein of 1301 amino acids.